Messenger RNA from Talaromyces stipitatus ATCC 10500, 966 nucleotides. RefSeq names its product cell division control protein 2 kinase, putative. Gene Ontology annotation, cellular component: nucleus; cyclin-dependent protein kinase holoenzyme complex; cytoplasm. The coding region runs from base 1 to 966 and encodes 321 amino acids. Gene Ontology annotation, molecular function: ATP binding; cyclin binding; cyclin-dependent protein serine/threonine kinase activity. The record is from RefSeq and is a predicted model, not a curated record. NCBI's taxonomy places the organism in Eukaryota, Fungi, Ascomycota, Eurotiomycetes, Eurotiales, Trichocomaceae. Gene Ontology annotation, biological process: signal transduction; G1/S transition of mitotic cell cycle; protein phosphorylation. The transcript is spliced from 4 exons.
AUGGAGAAUUACGAAAAGAUCGAAAAGAUUGGAGAGGGUACCUACGGUGUCGUCUACAAGGCACGAGACCUCAACCAUAAUAACCGCAUCGUUGCCCUGAAAAAAAUCCGCCUCGAAGCCGAAGAUGAGGGCGUCCCUAGUACCGCUAUCCGAGAGAUCUCGCUACUUAAGGAAAUGAACGACCCCAACAUUGUCCGCCUGUUUGACAUCGUUCAUGCAGACGGUCACAAACUCUACCUCGUCUUUGAGUUCCUCGAUCUCGAUCUCAAAAAGUACAUGGAGGCCCUCCCCGUUAGCGAGGGUGGUCGUGGAAAGGCUCUACCGAAUGGAUCCGCCAUCAAUAUGAACCAGCUAGGUCUAGGAGAAGCCAUGGUCAAGAAAUUCAUGGCACAACUAGUGGAAGGUGUCCGUUACUGCCAUAGCCAUCGAAUCUUGCACCGUGAUCUGAAACCACAGAAUCUGCUUAUUGAUCGAGAAGGCAACCUUAAAUUAGCUGAUUUCGGUCUUGCGCGUGCUUUUGGUGUUCCUCUCCGUACCUAUACGCACGAGGUUGUGACAUUAUGGUACCGCUCCCCAGAAAUUCUUCUCGGUGGACGUCAGUACUCCACUGGCGUCGAUAUGUGGUCUGUUGGAACCAUUUUCGCCGAGAUGUGCACUCGCAAACCACUUUUCCCAGGUGACUCCGAGAUCGAUGAGAUUUUCAAAAUCUUCCGAUUACUUGGAACUCCCGAUGAGAACACAUGGCCUGGUGUUUCCUCCUUCCCGGACUUCAAGUCUUCAUUCCCCAAAUGGAGGCGUAACUACGAUACCCCUCUGGUGUCCGGACUGGAACCCGCAGGUCUAGAACUGCUUGAGAUGCUCCUUGAAUAUGAUCCAGCACGCCGUAUCUCAGCCAAGCAAGCCUGCGCACAUCCCUACUUCGCACAGGGCAGCGCAUACUAUUCUGGCCGUACUCGUGUUCGUUAG